Molecule: messenger RNA, 1669 nt
Organism: Elaeis guineensis (African oil palm)
Lineage: Eukaryota; Viridiplantae; Streptophyta; Magnoliopsida; Arecales; Arecaceae
Cellular component (GO): chloroplast thylakoid membrane; chloroplast envelope
Source: RefSeq, a predicted model, not a curated record
AUACUCUCGAUCAUUCGCCGAGCACGUAUGCUGUAAACCCUGAAAUCCCUAACAUCGGGCCAUGGAGAUCGCUUCUUCUUGUGCUGUGGGACCUUCGAUUCCCCUCCGAAUACGCUCUCUUCCAACCUGGAGCUCGGUUGCCUCCCGAGAGCCGUCUCUUCCUAUCCUUUCUCGGAGAAGAUUCUCUGGUAGAUGUGGAGCCGUUCUUUUCCGCUCUGAAUUCCAAGGCCGUUUAUUGUAUGGUUCAUUCCAGUCAAAGUCCUCAGCUCUCAAAGCAGUGGGUGAUAUGACGAUGACGCCAAGUGACUGUACUGAAGACUUGCCAUCAAACCCUAUACAGUCUAACAAUAGGACUGUAUAUGAACAGUGCCCUGAAGAUGAUGAGGAAAUAGAAGAUUGCAAAGCUGACACAGAAUACAUGGAUGACUCUAAAAUGGUCAGAGUUUGUGACAAACUAAUUGAAGUAUUCAUGGUCGAUAAGCCAACAGCAACUGAUUGGAGAAGGUUAUUAGCUUUUAGCAAGGAGUGGAGCAAUAUUCGACCUCAUUUUUAUAAGCGCUGUCAGGAAAGAGCAGAUGCUGAGAGUGAUCCAGGGAUGAAGCACAAGAUUCUUCGACUUGGUAGAAAACUGAAGGAGAUAGAUGAUGACGUGCAAAGACAUAAUGAACUUCUUGAAGCAAUUAAAGAAGCACCAUCUGAAAUAAAUACUAUUGUUGCCAGGCGCCGUAAAGAUUUCACAAAGGAAUUCUUUGUACAUCUUCAUACUGUAGCACAAUCUUAUCACGAUAGUCCAGCAGAACAAAAUGAUUUAGCAAAACUUGGAAAUGUUUGUCUAGCUGCUGUACAAGCGUAUGAUAAUGCAUCAGAAAGUAUUGAGGCUCUGAAUGCUGCCGAGUUGAAGUUACAAGAUAUUGUCAAUUCGCCUACUUUAGAUGCUGCAUGCAGAAAGAUAGAUGAUUUAGCUGAGAAGAAAGAACUUGAUUCUGCUUUGAUGUUGAUGCUUACCAAAGCUUGGUCAGCUGCCAAAGAAUCAAAUAUGAUGAAAGAUGAGGUAAAGGAUGUAUUGUAUCAUUUAUACAAGUCUGCAGUGGGUAAUCUUCAGAGACUUAUGCCAAAGGAAAUCAGGAUACUAAAAUAUCUUCUCACAAUUGAGGAUCCUGAGGAGCAAUUGGCUGCACUAAAGGAUGCUUUUACACCUGGAGAUGAACUUGAAGGAAAGGAUGUUGACUGCUUGUACACAACGCCAGAGGCAUUGCACACUUGGAUAAGGACUGUGGUGGAUGCUUACCAUUUCAGUAGAGAAGGCACACUCAUAAGGGAAGCAAGAGACUUGAUGAACCCAAAGGUCAUUCAGAAACUGGAGGAGUUAAAGAAGCUAGUCCAGAAUAAUUUCCUCUAGAUUUCACUAUUCAUGUCCCAAGCUGCAUGGUUCUAUGCAGAAAAUGGAUGAUCUUGGAUAGAAGGCAGCAUUUACAAAUUUCACUUCCCAAAGUCCUGAAAAAGCACUACUAACUUGGAAUUGACUGCUCCAAUGUCCCUAUUAUAUCUACUAACGGUCGGAUAUGUUUGUAUUUGCAAAGCUACGAAAGUCACCAUGUAUGAUAUCAGAAAAACAUUUUACAUUUCUGUGCAUUCUUUGCCUUUUAGUUCUUUGAAGUAACAAAAAAUA